Alternaria atra is the source of this 465-nucleotide messenger RNA. RefSeq lists its product as uncharacterized. The record is from RefSeq and is a predicted model, not a curated record. NCBI's taxonomy places the organism in Eukaryota, Fungi, Ascomycota, Dothideomycetes, Pleosporales, Pleosporaceae. Bases 1 to 465 code for a protein of 154 amino acids. The transcript has a single exon.
AUGUCCGACGUGAACCUUACGAUCUUCGAAGGAUACUGUGCGUGGCUGUACACCGGAAACGUUUUAUAUCAUGGGAAGUAUCAGCGCUACCUUUAUCUCGCUUGUCUUUAUGUCGUGGGGGAAAGACUCAUGGACACUGCCUUCCAGGAUGUCAUCGGCGCCGCUUUCAUCAGUCGUCAGAAACAUAUCAACAACAGAUUUCCUGGGAAUACAAUGAUACAGACAAAUUACGCUAGUACCUUUGAAAACUCGCCCGCGCGACGCCUGAUGGUAGACUUCUGGGUGUUUGGUGCUAAAUCAAUAUGGAUUGGGCUUACAGAUUUGAUUGAGAAUAUUUGCCCCGACCUCGUCAACGAUCUGGUCCGCGGGCUCAUUGCGAAGCGAGGCGCACCCGACGGCUUCGUGCAGAGGCUCUGGCUCGCGAAUCCUGAAUCUUACCGUGUUGGUAGCAAGGAAACUAAGUAA